Folsomia candida is the source of this 5130-nucleotide messenger RNA. It is a transcript of the gene garnet, whose product is annotated as AP-3 complex subunit delta-1. The record is from RefSeq and is a predicted model, not a curated record. Gene Ontology annotation, biological process: neurotransmitter receptor transport, postsynaptic endosome to lysosome; synaptic vesicle membrane organization; Golgi to vacuole transport. Bases 1137 to 4445 code for a protein of 1102 amino acids. Gene Ontology annotation, cellular component: terminal bouton; AP-3 adaptor complex; presynaptic endosome. Lineage: Eukaryota; Metazoa; Arthropoda; Collembola; Entomobryomorpha; Isotomidae. The transcript is spliced from 26 exons.
UUCUUUGGGGGUCGUCAUCAUUGCGCCGAAUCAUCCCAACGUGCAGUACUUGAUUGGAUGGUUAUUCGUCGUCUACUUUAUCGUUGUGGGGUUAUUUCUAGCCUGGACGUUGAGAGGGGCGUUUGCGGAUUUCGAAAAGCUGACGGAAAUUCAGAAACGAAGUGGAAUAUUGCCCACCAAUUAUGCCAAAUUGGAUGGUGUGGGGGACGAUAGCGUUUGGACGAAGUGCGACUAAUAAAUAAGCAAUCUCAAUUCUCAGUUACAUCCCUACGUACAAUCAGACACACCCAAACCUUAUCAUCAAACAGUCAUCAAUUCAGCCCAUUAUUUAAUCGAGAAGCAGCGAAACUAUCAACUUUUUAAUCCAAUUCAGACCUCUACCUUCAAUCAACAAGUCGUCACCCACUACAGAAAAUUCGACAAGCGCACUCUGGUCGUCCCACCGCUCAAUACGCAACAGCAGUUUGCUUCAUAAUCCUGAUAGAAGUAGCAGCCUCCUUUACACGAAAAAGUUAAUCUUUUUCCUUCUGACACUUGCCAAACAUAUGGAGAUCUUGGCUGUCUACAAGUGUUGGAAAAUACAUAUGUACUCCUACCAGUUAUUCGGCGAUUUGUGAUAUUCAAAUCAAAUCACAAUACAUAUCUCUCUUUCUGUUUAGUUUCGUGUCGUGUAUUCUGCAGCCAGAGGCAUGUGACAUCCCAUCCACGACAUCAUUACAUUACUACAUAUUUUAUUGUAAAACCCUGACAGUGAUCAAAUCAACGUAAUUAUUAAUACAACGAAAGAUAUUCUAUAUCAAUCAGAACAGACAGAAACAGAAAACCUGGUUAAAGUGGGUCAUUUCGGGUUAAAAGAUUGUUCAGAAACUCUCAAAUAUUUGGAUUUCCCAUUUUCCUUGCACAUUCUUAUACCUUUACAUCAUAUCAAUUAUCAAACAUUUCAAUUUCAAGUCUUUAAAGAAGUGAUUUUUCUAUUCUGCUCAAUUCAAUUACUUAUUUGAUUCAAAAGUAUUUGUGAUGUAAUAACAAUUUAAUUGUUAUCUAUCCGUAGUUAUCGAUCCUUGUUAUUAUUUUUGUCUUUAGAAUUUUUAAUAGUUUGUCAAAUCAAGUAGUUUAAAGUAUUGUCGAUAUAAAUAAUGGCGUUGAAAAAAGUGAAAGGCAACUUGGAGAGAAUGUUCGACAAGAGUAUGAGCGAUUUGGUGCGGGGAAUAAGGAACAAUAAAGAUAACGAGGCCAAAUAUAUCGCGCAAUGUAUGGAAGAAAUUAAAGUAGAGCUUCGCCAAGAUAAUAUGGCUGUUAAAGCCAAUGCAGUUGCCAAAUUGACAUAUCUACAAAUGUGUGGAUAUGAUAUUAGUUGGGCAGGGUUUAAUAUUAUAGAAGUGAUGAGUUCUUCAAAAUUUACUCAUAAACGGAUAGGUUACCUGUCCGCGUCACAGUGCUUCCAUGCCGAGUUAGAGAUGCUAAUGUUGACGACCAAUAUGAUACGAAAGGAUUUAAGUAGUCAAAAUCAAUACGAAGCUGGUUUAGCCUUAUCUGCAUUGGCCUGUUUUGUCAGUCCUGAUCUUGGAAGAGAUCUUGCCAACGAUAUUAUGACACUGUUAUCAUCUACAAAGCCUUACCUCAGAAAAAAGGGUGUCCUCAUGCUAUACAAAAUAUUUUUGACGUACCCUGACGCCCUUCGUCCCGCAUUUCCACGACUCAAGGAAAAACUGGAGGAUCCCGACCCCGGCGUUCAAUCGGCCGCGGUCAACGUCAUAUGUGAAUUGGCGAGAAAAAAUCCGAAAAACUAUCUUAGCUUAGCCCCCAUAUUUUUCAAGCUGAUGACAUCUUCCACCAAUAAUUGGAUGCUUAUCAAGAUUAUUAAACUGUUCGGAGCUUUGACACCUUUAGAACCACGGCUUGGGAAAAAGUUAAUUGAACCGCUUACCAAUUUGAUUCACAGUACUUCCGCGAUGUCGCUCUUGUACGAAUGUAUCAACACUGUGAUAGCAGUCCUGAUUUCGAUUUCUACAGGGAUGCCUAAUCACAACGCGUCUAUUCAGUUGUGCGUUCAGAAACUUAGAAUUUUAAUCGAAGAUUCAGAUCAAAACUUGAAAUAUCUUGGCCUUCUCGCCAUGUCCAAAAUUUUAACGACACAUCCCAAAUCGGUACAAACGCACAAGGAUCUUGUGAUGAGAUGCUUGGACGAUAAGGACGAAUCCAUUAGACUGAGAGCCCUAGAUCUUCUUUACGGAAUGGUUGGGAAGAAAAACCUCAUGGAAAUUGUUAAGAAAUUAAUGGUCCACAUGGAGAAAGCGGAGGGAACAACUUACCGGGACGAAUUAUUGUGCAAAAUCAUUAAGAUUUGUUCACAGAAUAAUUAUCAGCAUAUAACUAAUUUCGAGUGGUACGUCAGCGUACUUGUCGAGUUGGCUCGAGUUGAAGGCCUUAGUCACGGUGAUCUUGUUGCUGCCCAAAUGCUCGAUGUUGCCGUUCGCGUUCAUACAAUCCGGCCAUUUGCCGUCCAGCAGAUGAGUUUAUUACUUGAAAAUCCGUACGUAAUUUUCGGAUUUAGCGGAGGCAAUACCAGAGCACCAAACAUGACACAAGUCUUAUACGCGGCAGCUUGGAUUUGUGGCGAAUAUAUUCAAUUUCUACCCAAUCCACAAUUAACUCUGAUGCAUUUAUUGGAACCAAAAGUUUCCCAACUGCCAUGCAAUAUACAAUUUGUCUACCUCCACAACUGUUUGAAGAUCUUAUCCUUCCUCUUAUCCAAAUCAAAGCAUGUCCUCCCAACAUCUUCUUCCGAAACAACGGCAGAUCUUCUUGAUUCGGGAUUGCAAAAUGGCGAAAUCUCAGAGAAACCAGAAAUUUCAAAGUCUUCCUCCUCGCAUGACGAUGAAUUCAUUGACUUUAACGCAAUCCAAGAAAAACUGAAAGUUUUCCUCUCUUCGGAAGAAUUAGAAGUGCAAGAGAGAGCCGGAACUCUCCAUAAUUUUAUCAAGUGCUAUGUCAAGUUACAGUCAAAAGGUCAGUCGGACGACUUGGCUGAAGUUGCUGGUGAACUUGCCGCCGCAUUUUCCAGUGAGUUGAAUCCAGUUGCAUCCAAAGCCCAGAAAAAAGUUCCUGUCCCGGAAGGUUUAGAUUUGGACAAGUGGAUUAAUGACCCUCCAUCAGAGAGUGAAGAGGAGGAGGAAGAAGAUGACCAUGUGCACUCUACCGAAGUUUUUGUAAAGACGUCUUCGACCGAGUAUGAGAGAAAACCAGCAUAUCAACCGACUCCGGAGGAAUUGAAUCAGCAACGGGAAAGCCGAAAACACGAGCAAAAGAUGAAUCCCCACUAUCUCAAAGACGUGGCAAAGUCUCCAUCUAAAAUUAUCAACCAAAACGGAUCUGGAGAUGUCCCCCCAAUUGCGAAACUCGAUUUGAAUGUGCCUUUACAAAUUCCAACCUUCGCUUCAUCCGACAAAUAUCUGGAUGAAAACAAAAAGAAGAAAGUCAAACCAGUCAAGAAAGCGAAGAAAUCCAAGAAAAAGAAGAAGGGAAAGAAAAGCUCGGACGAAGAGGAUGAUGAAGAAACAGUCGAAACUUUCCAUGUCGUCAAUACUGCAAUUGAAAUGCCGGAAGGUGCCACUUUAUCCGACACAGAAGAAUCUGCUCUCGCUGAAAAUGAUCCUCACAGGGCUUUGGCAGAUAUAGAUUUAGACAUGCCGCUUCAUCCCGGUGAAAAUAUUCCAUCUCCUGCUCAUCGAAUAUCUAAACAAUCUGGUGAUCCAUUCUAUCUCAAAAUGACAAAAGAUAAAAACCACAAUUGUGAUAUUAGAGAAGAAGAUUCCGCAAAAACAACUGAAAAAUCUCACAAGAAGCAUAAAAAACAUGGCAAAUCUGGAAAAUUAAAAAAGACUAAAGGAAACGAUAUUGAUUUAUUGAUAGAAGAUCCGACUCAAAUUUCACAAGGGACCGUCACUCAGAACGGAUCUUCCCAACUUUUUGAAGAACUUAUCACACCGAUGGAAGACAAUUCGAAAUCUGUUCAAGAUUAUGUUAACAAUUUUCUGGAUGAUUUAGAUCCAAUAACAACACCAACCACGACAGAUAUUCAGCACGAUAUUACACCUGCUGAGGAUUCGGGACGUGCCUCAAAGAAUAUUUCGUCCGAUGAAUUCGCCGACUUGCUAGCUGGAGGAGAACUAAAGUUUAAGAAGAAGCUGGAAAUUCCUAAUGAUAUGGAAGUUAAAAAGGUGGUCUCCAAGAUCGUGAAAAAAUGCAAGAUGCAAGUAAUAGAAAAUGCUCAAGGCUGCUCGUCCUUAUAUCGUGUAACUUCCAAAGGCUUCCAUGUUUGUCUCCUUGUCAAGGAAAAGCGCAAGUCCAGCACAAUCUCCAUCGAAGGGAAGAGUAACUCUGAAGACGCGAUGAAACGAACUAUAAAAGAUAUUACAAAGUUAUUCAAACUUCAAGAGAGCUGACCUGUCAUCGUCGAGUGUCUCUUUGAUCCUACCAACUUCAACGUCGUAUCAAUCAGCUCGUGUUUGAAUGUCCAUGUUUGACGUGUCUGCCUCAUCAUUCUCUUUUUCUCUCUCUUUGUAACAUUUACUUACUUGCGUAUGAAUAUUUACAAAGCUUUAUGAUAUUUCUCUUAAAAAAUCAAAUUUGAAUUUUGAUAAAAUUCGGGUUUCAUAAAACUUUUUAUCAUUCUUCGGAAAUAUUGAAUUUUACGUAAUUCAUAAGUGUAGUAAUUUAAAUUAUUUGCUAGUAUUUAUUUAGUAACACGUCUAGUGCAACAUGUACCCUGAAUUGUCGAACAAUUUUUAUCAUUUAUUUAUUUACCUUAAUAUAGAAAUUAAUUAAUUAAUUGUAUAAUUAUUUAGUCUAAUAUUUCCACUAGUUAAGUUAUUCGACUUACUUAUCUAUUUCCGGCUGGCGCUGGACUGGUAGAAAAAUAUGGUGUUAAACAGAACAUUAUGUACGAUUUUUAUUCUAACCGAGUGCAAAAAAGGUAACAGAAAACUUGUAUCGUAAAUGCAAUCAGUGUACAUAACUUUUUAAAUGUUAGCAAUUAAUAUUAAUUAUUUAUCCACAUUUUGUGAAACCCCAUUCUUUUUCCUCGCCAAAGGUGAUAAUAAGAUGACAUUGUAUUAUUAUUCAAAUCAA